GCCUGUUACUCCAGGUGUUUCUUGACUUCCUACUUUUGCAUUAAACUUUGUGGGGUGCCGCCUGACGGCCUGGCCUCGAGUCCCUGGUCGGCCUCGUCAGCUGCCAUUCACAGUGCUUCGGCUCCUGCUGUGGCCCAGUGUUGUGCCCUGGACACAGCACACUUCCUUACCUUUGCCUGUCCAGCUGCUCCUGCUUCCUCUUCUGUCCUGGAUGUGUGUCUGGGUCUCUCCGGGGUCCCCCCUCUCUCUCCAGUCCCAGAAAGAGGCUCUUCCUCUAUUCCCUUGUUCUCCCACCCACCUGUGGCCAGUGGUAAACGUGCUGGAAAAUGUUUAACAAGGAGUUCUGGGAGGGGCAUGGCACCCAGUGCAGUGCUGGGGGAGACAUGCACAUGGCUGGUGGUUGGGGCUGGCUUUAGCUCGCCUCCACUCAAGACCGGCGAAUUCAAGGGCUCUCUCCCUCUGAAGCUUCUUCAAGGACACAGAUGAGCAGCAACAGCGGUAAGAGAGCACCGACAACAGCGACCCAGCGCCUGAAGCAGGACUAUCUCCGGAUUAAGAAAGACCCUGUGCCUUACAUCUGUGCCGAGCCCCUCCCUUCCAACAUCCUUGAGUGGCACUAUGUGGUCCGAGGCCCUGAGAUGACUCCCUAUGAAGGUGGCUAUUAUCACGGAAAACUAAUUUUUCCCAGAGAAUUUCCUUUUAAACCUCCUAGUAUUUAUAUGAUAACUCCCAAUGGAAGAUUUAAGUGCAAUACAAGGCUGUGUCUUUCUAUCACGGAUUUCCACCCAGACACGUGGAACCCGGCCUGGUCCGUCUCCACCAUCCUGACGGGGCUCCUGAGCUUUAUGGUGGAGAAGGGCCCCACCCUGGGCAGCAUCGAGACAUCGGACUUCACGAAAAGACAACUGGCUGCACAAAGUUUAGUGUUUAAUUUAAAAGACAAAGUGUUUUGUGAAUUAUUUCCUGAAGUUGUGGAGGAAAUUAAGCAAAAACAGAAAGCACAAGACGAACUCAGUAGCAGACCCCAGGCUCUCCCCUUACCGGACGUGGUUCCAGACGGGGAGACGCACCAUGGCCAGCACGGGCUCCCGCUCCUCAAUGGGCACGCGCCGGGGGCCGGGCCGCACCUGGCGGGGCUCCAGCAGGCCAACCGGCACCAUGGACUCCUGGGCGGGGCCCUGGCGAACUUGUUUGUUAUAGUUGGGUUUGCAGCCUUCGCCUACACGGUCAAAUACGUGCUGAGGAGCAUAGCGCAGGAGUGAGCUGCCACCACGACCAGCAGAGGGGUCGGACACACAGGAUGCUGGGCCCGAGCUCGACGCGGGCUGGCUGGACGUGCCACUGAGCACGCGGGCCUGGCUGACUCCUGGGGUUAGCUUUUUAAAAACCUUUAAAAGGAAAACAAGAACCAAAGUGUGUAGUUUGGAUUUGGAGGAAACGUGAGAUCCCCAGCCCCCAUGCUCGCCCUGGGAUCUGGCAGGGGCUGAGGGGCUCCAUGUCCACGAGGAGGCCUCACGCUUUGGUUUUAUAGCUUAUCUCCCAUAUUGUCUUUUGGACCUGUUUUAGUAACCUGUUUUUCAUUUUAUUAGAUUUGGUCACUUAAAAAUAUAAAACUCGAUGCCUAUCCAACACUCUGCGUGCGUUCUUAGUGCAGAACUCUGACCCGGCAGGCAGGGCCGGGGCCUGGCAGGUGGCCAAGGGUGGGUCGGGGGUGUGGGCCCUGUCUGGCCUUAGUGUUUAAGACAUGCUUUUGUUCACUAGAAACGAGCAGGUUUCUCUUGGGGGAGCACACGGGCUCUUGUGCUGAAGUUGAAAAUCUGCUUUCUCACUGAGGCUGAGCUGUGUGUGUUGCCUGGUCACACUGCCCGCUUCCCUUCACACCUGCAGCCUUCCCUGUGCUGCGCUGGUGGCAGGAGGAAACCCUCAGCGGCUCCCUGGGUCCCACCUGCUCCACAGCCUCCGCAUUUGUGGUCCAGACCUUUGUUUGCCCUGGAGACAGGCUCCCAAAGAUCCUUUCACAGCAGAUCCGAGGCUGGCUGUCUGGGAAGGAGGGAUGGACGGCUGAGUUCAGGGGCAGGGCUGGUGGGCGCCCUCUCAGGCUUGGGAUCUGUGACUCCCUGGUAGGCCAAUGUCUUCCUCCUCUGUGUCUCUGCUUAAUGACGUCGCCUGCACAGUGUUUAGUGUUUGGAAGGUGCUGUGCCUGGGGGCUACCAGACAGCAGCUGGUGACUUCACUGCGUGCAGGCAGGCAUUGAUGCAUCUUUAGCAUUCUUUGUAUUUUGAUCAACUUAAAAUUGCUUUUUGAUUUACCACUUCUGUGUAUUUGACCCACUCCUGUGAAAAAAAUCCUUUUGUCUUUGUUCCUAA
This is a messenger RNA of Capra hircus (goat), 2366 nucleotides long. It is a transcript of the gene UBE2J2, whose product is annotated as ubiquitin conjugating enzyme E2 J2. The transcript has 7 exons. The record is from RefSeq and is a predicted model, not a curated record. Bases 483 to 1262 code for a protein of 259 amino acids. NCBI's taxonomy places the organism in Eukaryota, Metazoa, Chordata, Mammalia, Artiodactyla, Bovidae.